Messenger RNA from Micropterus dolomieu (smallmouth bass), 1895 nucleotides. Its product is annotated as scavenger receptor cysteine-rich type 1 protein M130-like. Gene Ontology annotation, cellular component: membrane. Gene Ontology annotation, molecular function: calcium ion binding. The record is from RefSeq and is a predicted model, not a curated record. The transcript has 5 exons. The annotation marks the transcript as partial. NCBI's taxonomy places the organism in Eukaryota, Metazoa, Chordata, Actinopteri, Centrarchiformes, Centrarchidae.
GGACACUUGUCUCCAGCUGUGAUUCAUGUCAUGAUGAAGCCACCUGCCUGGAGUCACGAGAAAGAGGAGACUCUCUCACCAGCCCGGCGCUCUCUUGUGUCUGUAAAGAUGGCUUUGUAGGCGAUGGUCUCGCCUGUUACAAUGCAAAACUCUGCAGUGACUCUUCUUGCUGUAGCCAAGGUUAUCACUGGUCACCAGACAGUGGCUGUGUGGAUACUGACGAGUGUUCCCUUCCAGACUCACCAUGCAUGCCACCCCAGGUUUGCCAAAACACCCCAGGCUCUUUCCAAUGUUUGGAGUCUUCCUCCAGCUCAAGAUCGAGCCCCUCCUCUCAAUAUGUCCAGUUCAACUGUGGAAACACAGUUUGUCCUUCAGGCAUGGACUGCAUCAGUUAUAAUGGGGUUCUCCGUUGUGCUGACCCCUGUGAGCACUACACGGUACUGAAUGACGACUGGCGUUCAACGAAUAACACAUCAAAUAGAGUCAUUCACUGUGACCGAAAUGUUAACUGGCAAGGCUGGUAUCGCCUGUUACUGUGGCAAACCAGUGCUCAUAUUCCAGAGAGGUGUAUACCUGAAAACAGGUGUGGAACCCAUGCUACUAUGUGGAUAACAGAGCCUCAUCCCACACAGUCUGAUGAAAUAGUAAAUCGUACUGUGUGUAAUUCCUGGCACAACUGCUGCACUUUUGCGACACACACCAUCCAUGUCAAGCUCUGCUAUGGAAACUACUACGUCUAUAAACUUGUAAAGCCUUCCACUUGCUCACUUGCAUACUGUGCAGAGGUGAACACAUCAGCAGUUUCACCAACCACACCGACUCCAAGACCUCAGAACACCACCACUGCUCAGGUGAUAGCUAACACCACAACACCCGCAGACAACAGCACAGGAGUUGAGGGGCAGGUCCGCCUGGCCGAUGGAGGAAACAGCUCCUGCUCCGGUAGAGUGGAGAUCUUCCUCCGAGGACAGUGGGGGACGGUGUGUGACGAUGACUGGGGCCUGGUUGAUGCUCAGGUGGUGUGCAGACAGCUGGGCUGCGGCAGGGCCGUGUCAGCACCACAAGGUGCACGUUUUGGACAGGGCAGAGGGCCCAUCUGGCUGGAUGAUGUCACGUGCACAGGCAGCGAAUCAAAGCUCACCGAGUGCAGGCACCGUGGGUUUGGAUCUCACAAUUGCGGUCACCAUGAGGAUGCUGGUGUCGUGUGUGAAGCUGGUUCACCAGUGAGGCUGGUCAACUCUGACAACCGCUGCUCUGGCAGAGUGGAGCUCUACCAUCAUGGACAGUGGGGGACGGUGUGUGACGAUGCCUGGGACCUGAGGGAUGCCAACGUGGUGUGCAGACAGCUGGGCUGUGGCACUGCUCGUUCUGCACCAACAAAUGCAGCUUAUGGACAGGGCAGUGGACCCAUCUGGCUGGAUGAUGUCAGCUGUUUUGGAAAUGAAUCAUCGAUAACAGACUGCAGACAUCGAGGGUUUGGGGUCCACAACUGCGGUCACCUUGAAGAUGCCAGCGUUGUGUGUGAAUUCCAGCAUCCUGCACUCCAGUCUGCAGAGCUUAUUUGUGGCCAUGAUAAACUCUACGUGGGGCUGGAUAUGGCAAGCUUGACAUCUUCUGGUUUGAACCCAUUCUCGGGCAACCUAGCAUCCCGCAAUUGCUCCUGGGUCGGAGUGCAUGAUGAUGCAGUGUGGUACGAAGUCCAGGCCACAGAAGGUGCCUGUGGAAAUACACUAAGGACCAACCGCACUCAUGCCAUCUACUCCAACAGUUUAUUUAUCUACCCAAUAAGAAAUGCGUCCUUCGUCGUUCCUGUGAGUCUUCCCUUCUCUUGUGCUUAUCCCCUGGACACAAACGCAAGCCUGAAUGUGGCUGUCAGACCAUUCCUGCCGUAAGUA